Molecule: messenger RNA, 1233 nt
Organism: Spodoptera littoralis (African cotton leafworm)
Lineage: Eukaryota; Metazoa; Arthropoda; Insecta; Lepidoptera; Noctuidae
Source: the annotation of a GenBank genome assembly
AUGGAAAAAACUGACUCAUUCGCUAUCUUGGAUAUCAACAUUGGAGAUAAGGAUAAUGAAAAUGCAGAAACAGGGAUAGGCAAAGAUCACGAUGAUUCUAAGAAAAAUUUGCCUUUCACAACAGUUAUUAAAAUUCAACGUGAUCGCGGUGAGCGCGACUACAUCGGAUUCGCGACCCUGCCCGAGCAAGUGCACCGAAAAUCGGUGAAGCGAGGAUUUGAUUUCACACUAAUGGUUGUGGGGGAGUCGGGACUCGGCAAGUCAACACUUAUCAACAGCUUAUUUUUAGGAGACCUUUACAAGAAUAGAAAAAUACCAGACGCACAGGAUCGAAUAGAAAAAACAACAACGGUGGAAAAGAAAACAAUGGAAAUCGAAGAACGGGGUGUAAAGUUGAGGUUGACAAUAGUGGACACACCUGGGUUUGGAGAUGCUAUUAACUGCGAAGACUCUUGGAGAGUUUGCUCUGCAUACAUCGACGAACAGUUUAGACAGUACUUCACUGAUGAAAGUGGAUUAAAUCGACGUCACAUGCAAGAUAAUCGAGUGCAUUGCUGUCUCUACUUCGUUCCGCCCUGGGCCCAUAGUUUACGUCAUGUGGAUUUGGAAAUGAUGAGACGGCUCCACCGCAAAGUGAAUAUCGUAGUGGUAAUAGCGAAAGCGGACUCCCUAACUGCAACCGAAGUAAAACGGCUAAAGACACAAAUACUUAACGAUUUGGAAGAACAUCAAAUACAAGUUUAUCAAUUUCCUGAAUGCGACAGUGACGAAGAUGAAGAGUUUAAGCAACAAGACCGAGAGCUAAAGGCAGCAGCCCCAUUCGCUGUGGUAGCUUCAGACGUUGUCCUGGAAGUAGGAGGCAAACGAGUACGCGGACGACAAUACCCAUGGGGAAUUGUCGACGUUGAAAAUCCACGGCACUCCGACUUCACGAAGCUACGGACGAUGCUGAUCUCAACGCAUAUGCAAGACCUAAAAGAUGUGACGCAGGACGUGCACUAUGAAAAUUUCCGAGCGCAAUGCAUCUCGCAGAUAUCGCAACAUGCUAUGCGGGAAAGAGGAAAGCUGAAGAGAGAUUCGAUGGGAAACAACAACGAAGUAGUAAUCACAGAUACAGAUCGUUUGUUGCUGCAGAAGGACGAAGAGAUCCGACGUAUGCAAGAUAUGUUAACGCAGAUGCAAGAAAAACUCAAAGCUUCCGAUAAAAAACACGACAGUAUUAUAGAUGUAUAG